Molecule: messenger RNA, 2061 nt
Organism: Mycena indigotica
Lineage: Eukaryota; Fungi; Basidiomycota; Agaricomycetes; Agaricales; Mycenaceae
Exons: 3
Coding region: 1-2061 (686 amino acids)
Biological process (GO): intracellular signal transduction; protein phosphorylation
Molecular function (GO): protein serine/threonine kinase activity; ATP binding
Source: RefSeq, a predicted model, not a curated record
AUGGAGUUCUGUUCACCUCCCUCUACUUCAUCGUCUGUCUCUUCUUCACCCCGGCUGUCUUCACUAAGCAGCACUUCGACAUCGACAUCGCUUGGCUCCGCUUUUUCGAGCUCGGAAAUAUCAUCACUACCAUCUCCUUCCCUUUCACCACCCCCCCCGCGACACUUUCCCCGAGUUCUCCAGCCCUGGAGCAAAAACUCACGCGUUUUUCGCCUCUCCAUUCGCACCUCGCCCUCCCUCACCACUCAACGCCACGACUCGCUCUGGUUAGAUCUGAAACCAGACAGCAUCCAUGACCUCGCCGAUGUUCCGACCCCAGCCUCUAUCCAAACUCCCGAUGAAAGCACACCAAAGUUGCCUGGACUUGCCCCAACUCCACAACUCCUAGUUCAGGAGGAGCUCACUGUUGGGGCCAUUAUCCGUGCAACGACAUCUCCGCGUUCUAGAACAGUCUCUACUCAUGACUCGGGUAUCUUAACCAACCUGCCAUUGCCAGUCUCUGGCCUCCCGGAAACUAUCAACUCGCAUUCCGUGUCCUUUCCCGGCCUUCCACCUGAGGCUCUCGAUAGCCGACUCCCAAUACUGACAGUCGAGCCUCCCAAACCAUCCGGUACAACGUUACGGCUGGUGGAGCCCUUGGGUACCGGCGCUUUUUCGAGUGUCUGGUUGGCGGAGGAUUUAUCGGAUGACCCGCUCGUUUUGCGUAGUCGACGCAGUUUGCGGAACUUGCGUCGAGAAGGGUCUCUUUCCUUAUCGCGGAACAACUCGCUUUCCAGAAAUAAUUCUCUACGCAAGGUCCGCGUACCUGGGGUCCGCCCAGUUGGAGCUGCUGGCAAGCAGAUUCUGACAUAUCACGACCGUAACGGGACGUUGUCUGUGGGGGUAACCGUUGCCGCCACUCGUCUCGUGGCACUCAAGAUGACUGCACGUUCGAUGUUUAUUGCCUGUUCAGGACGAGAACAGGAGUUACAGCGAGACCGGACCCGUGUGAGUUUUGUUCGCGAGGUCGAAGUUCUCCGACAUAUCUCCCACCCAAACAUCACCAAACUCCUCACCCAUCUCACUACUCCUUCCUAUCAUAUCCUGGUUCUACCCUAUCUCCCCGGUGGUGACCUUUUGGGUGUUGUCAACAGUGACGCUGCCCAUGAACAGCUCGGCGAGUCAUUAGUCCGACGGAUAUGGACUGAGCUGUGCAAAGCUGUUGGCUGGAUGCACGGAGUUGGCCUUGUUCAUCGUGACGUGAAGCUUGAGAAUGUCCUCCUUACAUCCCCAUUUCCAUUUACCGCUGCUCCUCCAUCCGGCCCGCUAAUCAAGCUGACUGACUUUGGACUAUCGCGUUUCAUCGAUACCGACGCUCCACUUCUCAGCACUCGUUGCGGGAGCGAGGCAUAUGCGGCACCCGAGCUUGUUAUCAGCGGUGGGAAAUAUGACGCUAGGGAGACUGACGCGUGGGCUUGUGGGGUGGUACUCUAUGCGAUUUGUCUUCGGCAUCUACCAUUUGGCGAAGGAGCGGCGACGCCCGGCGUUGGUGGUCGAAUAGGCCGUGAAGGCGGCGAAAGAGCUGCUCAUGCUGCUCGCAGACGGUGGCUGAUGCAAAUAGCCAAAGGAGAGUGGGAAUGGCCUGAUUCCCCAGAACAACCUGCGACUAUAGAUGGACUGCUUGUGAAUGAAGCACCCGGAGAACUUAUGGGUGCCAAAUUGGUGGAAAGUGUUGGGGCACGAAGAGUCGUCGGGAAGUUACUGGUGCGGGAGCGAAGCCGCCGAGCAAAAAUCAGCGAUCUAUGGGACGACCCAUUCAUGAGGGGAAGUUUCGGGACAAGCAUCGAGAAUCCUACAACAACAAAAUCCGAACUAAUCAGCGCCGAGUACGAGACUCAGAGCCCGACCAAAGACACAUUCGACUUUUCGAGCAACAGCUCAGAUGCGGAUAGCGUUAAAAGCUAUGACGUGGAGGGAUUCGACGACGAGGACCUGGAGGAGGAAGAUGACGACCUCGACGACGAUGGGCUGUUGCUGGACCAGGAUACAAUCGACAACAUCGCACGCCAAGAGGUUCAAUAA